AGGCGCCUGUGCCGCCGCCCACCCGGCUGAGAGGAGGCGGAACCGCUCCGAGCGCCGCGCGCGCGCCGGGGCUGAGCCUUGCAAACUAGUGUCUGUGGCCGUGUCCCUGCGGCCCUUUGGCGGCCCUCCUAGCCCGGGGACUGGCUCUUUUGGGCAGGAGGAAGCAAAGCAGCCCCCUACCGCGUAGCCGACUAGCAGCAGCCGUCACCCUGGCCCUGAGUCCCGCGCGGGGGCAGGGGACUCGGCUCGGCUGCCAGGCGCGGCGACGCGGGGUCGCGGCGCGAGCAGCUGCCGGGCUCUCGCCGAGCUGUUCCUGACAGAAUAACGCGCGUGGCUGUCCCCACCCCUGGGAGGGGUUGCCGGUACCGCGAGCUGCCUCCUAGUUUGCAGCUCGGUCUCCUGGGAGGAUCCACCACCAGCAGGAAGGAGGAGAAUCAACCUGGCCGAGGCGCAGAAGUGGUUGCUGAGGAAGCCGGCGCCGGGGCCGCCGCCUCGUGUCCCCUCGGGGCGCAGCGCUCGAGGAUCUGCAGGCCUGAGCGGAGGCGCGGCCGGGGGCUCGGGGGCAGCUGGGCUGGGCGCACGGUCACUCGCGGGUCGGCCGGGCUGUCCCCCGCGCCCCGCGGGGCCCGGGAGCCCCGGGACAGCGGCUGGAAGCAACCGAGGACCGCUGCCGCCGGGUGCGAGCGAGCAACGUCCCUCUCGAAAGCGGAUUCUGCUAUGACAGUUGGGUUCCCCAAGAGAUUAACCUGGGUGUCCUCGGGAAAGUUGUCGCCGAGCCGAGAGCCCUUGUAGGGGCCGCGGGGCCGCGGCUCGGGGGGCGGUCGUGGCUCGGUGGGGCCCGCGCGGCCGGGGGGCUUCUGGGGGUGUGCGCCCCCAGCCGGCUGCCCUCGUGGAUGCCUCCCGGCGGCGGCGGACCCAUGAAAGACUGCGAGUACAGUCAGAUCAGCACCCACAGCUCCUCCCCCAUGGAGUCGCCCCAUAAGAAGAACAAAAUUGCGGCCCGGAGGAAAUGGGAGGUGUUCCCGGGAAGAAACAAGUUCUUUUGCAACGGGAGGAUCAUGAUGGCCCGGCAGACGGGCGUCUUCUACCUGACGCUCAUCCUCAUCCUGGUCACUAGCGGACUCUUCUUUGCCUUCGACUGUCCAUAUCUAGCAGUGAAGAUCACUCCUGCCAUCCCGGUGGUUGGUGGCAUCCUGUUCUUCUUUGUGAUGGGGACCCUGCUUCGUACCAGCUUCAGUGACCCUGGAGUCCUCCCGCGAGCCACGCCUGAUGAAGCCGCUGACCUGGAAAGGCAAAUAGAUAUCGCAAAUGGCACUAGUUCAGGGGGGUACCGCCCGCCUCCCAGAACCAAAGAAGUCAUCAUCAAUGGCCAGACAGUGAAACUUAAGUACUGUUUCACCUGCAAGAUUUUCCGGCCUCCUCGCGCCUCCCACUGCAGCCUGUGUGAUAACUGCGUAGAACGGUUUGAUCACCACUGUCCCUGGGUAGGCAACUGUGUGGGGAAAAGAAACUACAGAUUUUUUUAUAUGUUUAUUUUAUCCCUGUCUUUUCUGACAGUCUUUAUAUUUGCAUUCGUUAUCACCCACGUCAUUCUUCGUUCACAGCAAACAGGAUUCCUCAAUGCCCUUAAGGACAGUCCUGCGAGCGUGCUGGAAGCCGUGGUGUGCUUCUUCUCCGUCUGGUCCAUCGUUGGCCUCUCAGGUUUCCACACGUAUUUGAUCAGCUCCAACCAGACAACAAAUGAAGAUAUUAAAGGAUCUUGGUCAAAUAAAAGAGGUAAAGAAAAUUACAAUCCCUACAGCUACGGAAAUAUCUUUACAAAUUGCUGUGUGGCCCUGUGUGGGCCCAUCUCUCCAAGCUUGAUUGACAGAAGAGGUUACAUCCAGCCUGACACCCCACAGCCAGCAGCACCCUCCAACGGGAUCACCAUGUAUGGGGCCAUGCAGUCACAGAGUGACAUGUGCGACCAAGACCAGUGUAUUCAGAGCACCAAAUUCGUUUUGCAGGCCGCAGCCACACCCCUUCUGCAGAGCGAGCCUAGCCUCACCAGCGAUGAAAUGCACCUCCCAGGGAAGCCAGGCCUGGGCACGCCAUGCACCAGCCUGACACUGGGCCAGCCCACACCGCCCUCCUCUAUGCCCAACCUCACUGCUGAGGCCACUCUCUCGGACAUUCUCCCCAUGAAGGAUGAGCAUGGGGGUCACCAGUUCCUGACUCCAGAUGAGGCGCCCUCACCACCUAGGAUGCUGGGGGCGGGCAGCCCUCUGACACACAGCCGUACCAUGCAUGUGCUGGGCCUGGCCAGUCAGGACUCUCUACAUGAAGACUCUGUGCGUGGCCUGGUGAAGCUGAGCUCCGUGUGACCCACAGGUUGUCCUGAGACCACAGGGCUCCUCCACAGGCUGAGGGAGCCAGCAGAGGACAUACCUGCAACAGGGAAUUGACAGCCCCAGGCCUGGGGUACAAAGACCACAAAGAAAGCCAACACACCCCCAUCUGAUGGUGAAGAGCAGGGAGGCCCCAGAUCCUCCAAGCUUAAUUUUAUUUGAAAUUUCUUCCCCACUCUGAGCACUUUAACGAAAAUGAACACACAGCGAAGUGGCUAUCUUCAGGUAUCUGGGCUCUGCACGGUGAGCCUGGGGGGAAGGACCCUCACCAGGUAGCGUGGAGUCUGGGAGGAACAGAAGCUGCCCGGAUAUUGCACUGUCUGUCUGCUGCUCCUAGGACAGACAAACAGAGGGUUCCUGAUACUUGUGGCCAGACUGAAAUUGCACUUAAGUGUUAUGCUACUAAUAUUUGAAGUAGACAUGCCAUUCCAUUGCUAAUUUUUAAAAAAUCCUACAGGGGAAAAAAAAAA
Molecule: messenger RNA, 2857 nt
Organism: Octodon degus (degu)
Lineage: Eukaryota; Metazoa; Chordata; Mammalia; Rodentia; Octodontidae
Gene: Zdhhc14
Product: zinc finger DHHC-type containing 14
Exons: 9
Coding region: 894-2363 (489 amino acids)
Biological process (GO): protein targeting to membrane; peptidyl-L-cysteine S-palmitoylation
Cellular component (GO): endoplasmic reticulum; Golgi apparatus
Molecular function (GO): protein-cysteine S-palmitoyltransferase activity
Source: RefSeq, a predicted model, not a curated record